AUGAAUUUGCUAAACGACUCAUCUGAUUCCCAGUACCAGGACACAGUCUUUGAUAUUAACGACGACAUUGUACUUGCAGCAUAUAUAGCUGGGUGUGCAAGUGUCAUAGCUUAUAUAGAGACUUAUAUGACCAAAGUACCAAUGCAUACGAAUAUACAAACAGGGUAUGAAUGGGUACAGUAUACAUUAAAUGGAAAUGAGAAGAAAUGUCACAAUGUGUUUAGAAUGUCAAGUCAUGUGUUUCGACAGUUGUGUCAUACAUUGCGCACUCGGUAUGGAUAUGACGGUACCAAAAGAGUUUGCUUGGAGGAGUCAGUGGCAAUGGCAUUGGUGGUACUUGGUAGUGGCAUGGGUAACAGAAUGAUGCAGGAUAGAUUUCAACAUUCUGGUGAGACAGUGCAUCGACAUGUGUCCACGGUAAUUACCUUGUUAGCCACGGUUAUGGCACCAGACAUUAUCAAGCCUGAUGAUCCUACAUUUCGUACCGUGCCAUCACAUAUUCAGGAGUCAGAUCGAUAUUGGCCACAUUUCAUGGGUUGCAUUGGUGCCAUUGAUGGGGUUCACGUCCCCGUGCUCUUACCACAAAAUGAGCAACACCCAUAUAGAGGAAGGAAAGGGGUCACAACAGUAAAUUGCAUGUGCGCAUGUGAUUUUGACAUGAAAUUCACAUUCGCGUGUGUGGGAUGGGAAGGUUCAGCGCAUGAUACCAAGAUCUUUUUAAAUUGCCUGAAUAAUGAGAGAAAUAACUUUCCAAAACCUCCACCUGGAAAAUAUUAUCUUGUUGAUUCAGGGUACCCGAUGAAGCCAGGGUUCCUUGCACCAUAUAAGGGAGAGCGGUACCACAUCCCCGAUUUUCAAAGAAGUUCACAGCUGCAUCGUUCAGAGGAGAGAUUUAAUUAUCUCCAUUCAUCACUUCGUUCGGUCAUAGAACGAACUUUUGGAGUUUGGAAGAAUAGAUGGAAGAUUUUGAGAUGUAUGCCAGGCUUCAAUAUACGCACUCAAAAUAAAAUUAUUGUUGCUACAAUGGUUCUUCACAACUUUAUUAGAAUACAUGACGACAAUGACGUUCGACAUUCGCGUUAUGCACGGGACACAUAUACAGGUAGUGAGGGCGGUCAUUAUGAUCAAGUGGCAGAUGUGGUCUCUUACUUGGAUUCAGAUGAGAUGAAAGAGGUUCGGGACUAUAUCACAGAAUCGAUAUGUAUGGACCAUAACUGA
Quercus robur (English oak) is the source of this 1218-nucleotide messenger RNA. RefSeq lists its product as uncharacterized. The coding region runs from base 1 to 1218 and encodes 405 amino acids. The transcript has 4 exons. The record is from RefSeq and is a predicted model, not a curated record. NCBI's taxonomy places the organism in Eukaryota, Viridiplantae, Streptophyta, Magnoliopsida, Fagales, Fagaceae.